UACCGUAUAUGUUUAGAGCGAGGGGGGUAAAAUGCAGAUUUCCGGCUACACGACACGAAACCCCUCUUUGUUCUCUCAGACGAAGAAGGAAGUCGAAGUUUAAGAACGGUUAUUAUUGGUUAAGCAAACAACAAGUAGUGGUGUUUCAGCUACCAUGGAUGAUAAAUGGAUAGACUAUUACUUUGAAAGCUUAAGUCUUAGAAUUGCACAUGAUGGUUCCCCAAAACAACUUAUAUAUCCAAGAUCUGUAAUCAAGGAACCAUCAAUAGAUUUAGAGUCCUCACUUAAGAUGUUUUUCCAAAAAGCAGCAUGUGUUGCAGAUGACUGGACGGAUGUCAACACAAAGUACGGUGACAGGAGGUCAUUCCCUAGGUUUCUUCGGCUGUUGGAAACAUCUGGCCUGGAAAAGUAUGCAUCCAAUGAGGAUAAUGACAUCAAUGAUAUUAGUUACCAGCCGAAUAGAUGGUUGUCUCUUCAGGCGUCGACAGAUGAUGUGGUUAUUGCAGAUAAAUACUAUGAUGGAAGCUUGUCAUUGAAGCAACUUUUGCAAAGAAUUUGUCCAGAAUCUGGCGAUGAUUUCAGGCGAAAGCAGGCUGGGUUGUUGGAGUCUUUCCUCGAUCACCUCAUCAAGGUACAACAGGAGCAGCGGGUUGUUGCAUAUAGUUUCUUUGAGCAUCUGGAACAAUUGCGAGAGUCUGUUGCAGUUGCAUUUUUUUCCGAUACUGUUGACAGUGAUGGAGAUAGGCACAAAUGUCUUGAUAUCCUUUGCGAGCACUCCAGGGUCUCGUGUUUGUGGAAACAAAAGCACCUACUCGAUAAUCUGUGUUUCAUGUCACGUGGAUCAGCUUGGUUGUUGAAGCAACUCAAGGAUUCCCGUUUUACUAGUCCCUCAUCUAUCAAGGAGUCCAACAAGAUUCUUGACAUCCUCUUGGAAUUUAUUUCAAAAUUCAAGAAAUCAAAGGAAUCGUUGGAUCAGUAUCUUCUCGAUGAUGAAUGUUGCCCCACUAAUGUUGCCCUGACUCAUUUGGUUGCGUGUAAUAAUGAAAUAUUAGAUAGUUUUAGAGAGCGCUUAAAAAAUCUCCAGGAGCAAGGCGUUGAAAGAAAAUCUGUCGCGGAAACGCUGCUUGGAUGUUUUGUAGAUGUAGUCAAUAUGAAGUACAACCGUGCUGAGCGAGGCAAUCCGUCCAGAAACACCUGUUCUUCCCUUCGACGUGCGUUUUCUGAGGCAGCCAAGGAAACAUCAGAGAUGAUAAAUGAAGCAGUAGAGAAACUAAAUUCAGUCAGGGGUUCUGAUCUUACGGGCGGAGGCUCUCCACUUGGAAGUAUUGUUUUGUGGAGAAUUAUAUUUGAAUCAUCUCUAAUUAAUCUUCGGUUGGAUUGUAUAUGUGAGAACUUCUGUGAAACAGUUAAACUCGGGCUCAGACCAUUUGACACUGCCACUAGCGAUCAACUGGAUCAAAUUAGGCUGUCGAUUGAUGAACUAUUGACAGUUGGGAAAAGCGUCCUAGUUGAAUUUAUAGCCAUGCACAAAACGGUGGCAGAAGUUUCUUUUAUUUUAGGAGAUGCUUUCACGACUGGAGGGGAGCUUUCGGGUGAUGUUAGGCGACUUGGAACUUCAAGCAGGAAUGUUGACCAAUUCUUGAUGGAUUUCGAUCCCAAUGAUUUCCCUUGGGAUAAACACGUUGUUCAUGAUUAUUUUAAGAUUAACGUGGACGACCCUAAGACGAGGGAAUGGAUGAAAGCUAAUCCAAAUUAUGGAGAGUAUGUCGGUCGUGGUUUAUGCUACUAAUACGAGUUUAUGGAGAUCCUAAUGACUCUCAUGUUUUAGCUGUCUUCCCUCUUGAAAAUUAUACUGUAGUGCUUCUGCAAAAUGUGCAUAUUGUCUGUCAUGGAGUUUAGUUAUCUUUUUUAGACGAGACAUUAAAAACUGUUACUUUUUUUUUAUGGUGCUCAUAAUGAUGGUUUAUAUAUUCAUGGAGAAUUCA
Molecule: messenger RNA, 1985 nt
Organism: Papaver somniferum (opium poppy)
Lineage: Eukaryota; Viridiplantae; Streptophyta; Magnoliopsida; Ranunculales; Papaveraceae
Product: midasin-like
Exons: 8
Coding region: 155-1789 (544 amino acids)
Biological process (GO): rRNA processing; ribosomal large subunit assembly
Cellular component (GO): preribosome, large subunit precursor
Source: RefSeq, a predicted model, not a curated record